This is a messenger RNA of Heterostelium album PN500, 1929 nucleotides long. It is a transcript of the gene gxcG, whose product is annotated as RhoGEF domain-containing protein. The record is from RefSeq and is a predicted model, not a curated record. The transcript is spliced from 4 exons. NCBI's taxonomy places the organism in Eukaryota, Evosea, Eumycetozoa, Acytosteliales, Acytosteliaceae. Bases 1 to 1929 code for a protein of 642 amino acids. Gene Ontology annotation, molecular function: guanyl-nucleotide exchange factor activity. Gene Ontology annotation, biological process: intracellular signal transduction.
AUGAUUGAUAAAGCAAAUACACAACAACAACUUAGUGAUAACAUUGCGACGAUAGGUGUCAUAGGUCUUGGUGUUUUCAUUACUGUCUUUACUGGCUCUAUGAUCUAUGGAUUACUAUUGUUUGGUACUGUUUUGUUCUAUACUUCAUAUUCAAAGAGAUUGGAAUCAACAACAACAACAUCAUCAUCAUCAUCAUCAUCAUCGGCAGCACCUUCAAAGUCAUCUGGUACACCAACAACUUUAAUAUCAAAUGUAGAAGAAAAACUUAAACAGAUGGUGUCAAGUGCUAAUGCUGCUAUUGCUAAUGCUAAUGCAUCUUCGACAUCAAAACAAACUACAUCGUCAUCGCCAAUGAAAGUUACUGCACAACUUAACAAAUCAUUACCACAAACACCACCAACCACGUCAACAUCAACAACUACAAGUCCAUCCACUACACCCAAUAAACCGUUGAGACAAGUACCAAAUCCUCCAGUUCCACCAAGACCAUCUACAACAACUGUCAGUGCAGAGUUGGCUCCACCUCUUCCACCAAGAAAACAACCCAUUGCCACAGAGGAAGAGGAAACCGCUCCACCACCUCCUCCACGUAGAUCGUCAGUUCCCCUUCCAAAUCCAUCACCUGUAUCAUCACCAGUCAAAGUUGUACCAAAGCCAGCAUCCACUCCAGCUACACCUUCAACACCGUCCACUCCAUCAACUCCAAACGUUGCUGUUACAGAUUCUCCAACUAAAUCAUCCCCAUUCAAACCAACAACAACAACAACUUCAUCCUCUUCAACACCAUCUUCAUCAUCACCAACAUCGGAAGGUAAAUCAUCUAAAGCAGCAGGAAUGUCAACACUUCGUGGACUCAUUGGAGGUGUCGUAAAGAAUAUUACAGGACCACAGAUAUCGUCGGAGGAGCGUGAAAAGAACAACCUCAAGCGUAAGAACAUUGCCGAUGAGAUUCUACAGACUGAGAAGGUGUACGUCGGUAAACUCAAGGUUAUUGUCGAAGUCUUUUACAUCCCAUUGAAGACUGCGGCAACUGAGAAUCCACAUCCUCCACUCACCAUCGAACAGGUACACUCUAUCUUCUCAGAGAUCGUAACCAUCUACAAUUACAACUCUCAUUUCCUCAAUUCACUACAAGACAGAAUUAGCAAAUCAACAAGCUCUUCAACAACAGUAUUAGGUGAUAUUUUCAUUUCAAUCACUGAUUUCCUAAAGACAUAUACUGUUUAUAUUAAUAACUAUUCGAAAUCGAUGGAGACUUUGGAAAGAGCGAAAAAGAAUCAAUCUCUAGUUAAUCUUUUGGAUAUAUUCUCUCAGAAUCCGGCAUGUGAUUGUUUGGGAUUGGAAUCAAUGUUGAUUAUGCCCGUUCAACGUAUUCCAAGAUACAUUUUGUUGUUGACCGAGCUCUCAAAGGUAACCGAUAAGAAUAGCUCUGACUUUGCACCACUGCAGAAAGCGUUGGAGAAGAUGAAGGUACUUGCCUCCGAUAUGAAUGAGAACAGACGUGAAGCGGAACUGCUCAACCGUAUGUACGAAAUACAGAAUACUCUCGAUGGCUAUCAUGACGGUGACUUUAUCUCACCCGCUAGAAAACUGAUUGCCGAAGCCAACUUUCAAGAGAGAUCCGUCAAGAACGGUAGUCCGAAACCAAGAGACAGCGUAUCAAAGAGCUCCAACGUUCAUUACAUCCUCUGUAAUGAUAUUCUUCUGAGAACCAAACAAAAAGGUAAAAAGCUACAACUCAAAGAAGUAAUCUCUGUAAAUAACAUUUCAUUUAAAGAUAUUCCAGAUGAACCAUUGGCAAUAGUAUCAUCUGAUGGUGAUAUAUUAUUAUUAAAAUCAGAAGAGGAUCCAAUAGAAGAGAAAUGGAAAGACUUAAUUAGAAAUCAACAAAAGAUUAAUAAGGAUAAUGAAAUCUCAUUAUUACAAUAA